AUCAACUCCGAUGAUUAAUGAGGGUGAUGAUUUAGGUAUAAUAUGUUAAAGAGUCUACUUCUUGUCUUGAAUAACACUCAAUCAAUCUUGGUUUAACAAACUAAAUUAUGUAUACGCAAUGUGAUGUGAUUGGUGAAUAAAUACAUAUCUGAGACAAUGGUGGUUUAUUUACAUUGUUGAAAGUCAACAUUAUGAUAACGUCAUGUUAAGUGUGUCAAGGUAGAGAAACAAUGUAGAAAACAACCUGAUUCGUCAACUUAGAGAAAAUUCAAACAAUAUUAAGACUUAUCAUCUUUCAUAUGUAGCACCAACAAAUGGAUUUACAUCACAAGAGACUGAGCUAGAAUGUAUAUUAAGGGAUGAAGGUGUAAAUAUCGAGGGAUAUAGAACACAAUGCCAGUAGAUUAAAUGACAUUUACACUGACAACAGGGACUUAUAUAAUUCUUGGAGGUGUCAGGUUGCAAUUUCCUGAAACUACGGGAUUGUCUGAUAGGAGUGUCAUGAGCCUUAAUGUAAAAUCAGAGAUCAUACUCCUAUACUAUGAUAAUGAUCAACAUAUUGGAUCAAAAUACAACAAUGAACUGUGAAAGAGAAUAAAGCAGGCAUUAGGCUAAUUGAUAAUACAUGCCCAAGAGGACAUAUUUACAAACAACAAUAAGAAAAAUACACAUACGCAGUUUAAAAUUGUACGUAAACUAGAUUUCAAAACUUAAGGUAGGUGUUCAUCAUAUUCAGAACAAUUAUGAAGAAGGGAUUUUAUGCCUUGAUUGUACUGACCCUGCUAGUGGAUCCUAUAUGUAGCAUGGUGAUGUUACCCGGUGGUUAUGCCAUGCCUAAGAUAUACACCUUUCAAGAUGGGGACAUACUACUCGGGGCACUCUUUCCAGUACAUGCCUUUAAUGAAUCCUCCAACAGCCCUGGAAAAUGUGGUGCCAUCCAAGAACAAGAUGGCAUCCAAACUCUUGAGGCGAUGUUGUUUGCGUUAGAUGAGAUCAACAAUGACCCUGAUUUCCUACCAGGUUUCACCCUGGGUGCAAUAGCCUUGGAUAGCUGCGACAAUGAAAUACACGCUGUAGAUCAGGCAGUUGAGUUUGUGAAAGUCAUGGUUUUUAAGUUAUCUGAAACUGUGGAUGAACUCCCCUUUGAAUGCAGUGGAAAUGACAGUGCGCCACAUCUUAAACCUGAAGCAAAGACACUGGCAAAGAUAUCUGGGAUCAUUGGAGGCUCCUCCAGUGCUGUUUCCAUACAGUUAGCGAGGCUCCUGAGGAUCUUCAAAGUACCACAGGUGAGCUACAUGUCGACCAGUCCAGACCUUAGCAACAAGGACAGGUAUGAAUACUUCAAGAGGACUGUACCAUCAGACACCAACCAGGCAAAAGCAAUUGUUCAACUACUUACUGAGUUCAACUACACCUACGUAUCUGCCAUAUAUGAGGACAGCAACUAUGGAGUAAAGGGUUUUGCUGAACUAAGGAAGGAAGCAGAAGCUAAUGGCAUAUGUUUUGCUGUGACAGCUGUAAUAGACUUUGAUGAUUCCUAUUGGAAUGAGCGUCACUAUGACAACCUUGUAAAACAACUAAUGAGCAAGCCAAAGGCAACAGCUGUGAUUCUUUAUGCAGACCACCCUCAGGUUAGAGAACUGUUUAAGGCUGUCCAUCGUGCAAAGUUAGCUCAGCGUUUUACAUGGUUUGGUUCUGAUGCUUGGAGUGGCAGGCAAUCUGUUGUCAAGGGUGUAGAGUCCAUUGUUAAUGGGGCUAUAACUACACAGCCUGUAGCUUAUACAAUGCCUAACUUUGAUGAAUAUUUCUUUGGAUUGAAUCCCAGGAACAAUAAGCGCAAUGCCUGGUUCACAGAAUACUGGCAACAACAUUUCAACUGCAAGUUUCCAAAUGUUGACCCAAUGGCAAAUACUUCAGAAAAACAGUUUCCGAAGAUCUGCACAGGCAAUGAGAAGAUAUCCAAAAAUUCAGGGUAUUUUCAAAAUAUGAAUAUUCACUUUGUACGUGAUGCUGUGUACGCAUAUGCUCAUGCUCUCAAGAACAUGCAUGGUGAUCUGUGUAAGGGGCUUCCUGGUCUCUGCCCUGCCAUGACCCCUGAGAGGAUAGAGGGAGAGGAGUUACUUAAGUACCUUGGGGAGGUGAAAUUUAAAGAUGUCAGUAAACGUCAGUUUAAGUUUAUGAAUGGAUCUGAUGGGCCUCCUCGCUAUACCAUUAGAACAUACAGACACUAUGAAACUGACCCAGAUAUAGUCCCUGGUCUAAGCAGUGGCUGGUCCAAUGUAGGCACUCACUCAAGUGUCCCAGAGGAUGAUUUUACAUUACAACUAAAUGCUCCAUUUAGGAGGUCCAUUGGAAGUUACCCUCCUUCAUUCUGUAGUCAGGAGUGCACAAAGGGACAAGUCCAAAAGGAUGUGGAGGGUGAUAGCUGCUGCUGGAUCUGUGUUAAUUGCACUGACUACCAGAUCACUGUUUCUCUGGGUACGGAACACAUGUGCAUAGACUGCGAAGGUGGAACCAAGCCAAAUAUGGACCAAACACAGUGUCUCCUAAUUGAGGAAGAAUAUUUAAAAUAUUCAAAUCCAUUUUCAAUUGGAGCUUGUAUUUUAUCGAUCGUUGGAUGUGUUUGUGUUAUUUUCGUUGGAAUUGUGUUUGCAAUCCACCGUAAAACACCUGUUAUAAAAGCGGCUGGUUUGGAACUGUGUUACAUGCUACUUAUUGGAAUAUUUUUAUCCUACUUUGUGUCCUUUGUGUUCAUCGCGAAACCAACACCUGUAUCUUGUGCUCUAAAACGAUUCUUCCUUGGAUUCUGUUAUACUUUAUGCUAUGCUACAUUGCUUACUAAAACCAAUAGGAUAUCCAGGAUAUUUAACUCACAAAACAGUGGCAAGAAGACAAAGUACAUAAGCUCUGGGUCCCAGUUGUUCAUAGUUGGGGUGCUGGUGAUGAUCGAAUGUGUGAUCCUUGGAGCCUGGUUAGCGAUCAGUGUGCCGCGGACCAUUCAUAAAUACCCCACCCCUGGGGACAAUAUCCUCUUGUGCUCAGGAGCUGAUAACGCAUCUUACCUUAUUGCACUUGUGUACCCAUUCAUACUUAUGAUUCUAUGUACAAUAUAUGCAUUCAAAACACGCAAGACACCAGAUGGUUUCAGCGAAACAAGACUCAUAAGUUUCACAAAUUACACAACAUGCAUCAUAUGGCUGGCUUUUAUAACAAUAUACUUCGCCAGCACUUACUACCAAGUACGCACAUUCACGCUUUGUCUCUCGGUCUCCCUCAGUGGCACAGUGGCACUAGUCUGUGUGUUUGCCCCCAAAGUCUACCUAUGUCUAGUGAGGCCUGAGAAGAACACUAAGGAAACUGUCAUGGCCCACAGGAAACAAAGCAUCAUUAACCCAGCUGUUCCUAGAUCUAGCACUUCUGGCAGCAUGAAUUCGAUUGACAAGUCUCCACACAUCCCACCAAGAAAGAGAAGUUCCUCUGAGGGCUCCAGUAAUCUGAACAUCUCUACACACUCAAUAUCUAACCUAACAGACACUACCCUCAUGUCUGAUGGCAGCACUGCCUCCCUUCCUGCCCCCAGGGCACGUUCAACACCUAGGGGCACUCUCCAGAGGGCUCUGUCUGUCCCUGAGCCUGGUCAACAGUACAAUAACAACAUUAUAACAGCCAGUGUGGUUAGUUUACACAUAGAUCAGGAUGAACACAAAAAGACAAGAAAACAUGGAAGAGUCAAUGUAAGAUUCAAACUUGAUGAAGAUGAUGUGAGAAAUAACAAGACAAAUGAUAAAAGUAUGUCAGAUGAACAAAAUGACAAAGACGGUCCUGAUGGCAUCAGCAAUAUCAGAGUUGACAAUGUUACAAGUAAUGAAAACACAAAUACCUCAAUUGAUCACAAAGGAGAUGAUCAUAGACAUGAUGAUUCAAGUGUAAACAACAAUAUUUCCAGAAAUGAAAGUGAUACUACUAGUGCAAUCGAUAAAAAUUUAACAGUGGAUGCAAAUGACACAACUGACACUAAAUGUGCAGAUGAUAUUGUAAGAAAUGACAACAUAGGUACUGCCAAAGCAAAGGACAGCAUUAAUACACUGCCACCUGGUUCGAAUAAUAGUGCAAAAUUUAGUGUUAUCGUCACAGAAGGUCUACCAGAAGGCAUAUCUGUCUAAUCUGAAAACUCUAACAUGUAUUCCAACCUAUUGAGGUUCUUAGUACAUAUGAGCAGGAAUAUUUAGUGUAUCUAGGAAGGUCCGGGAUUGGGAUGGAUACAGGCUGUAUCCAUCCUUUCCCACUUCUGAAAUGGGAACUCAAUUUACGUUUUACCAAAUUAAAAAUUAUAUUUCAAACUUAUACUAUAUAUUUUCAAUUUUAAUAUCAAUUUAUUGAUGUGCUCCAGUAAUGUAGGAGUGUAAAAAUCUCACAAACUCCUUCUCAAGACUAAGAAAAGAUGUACCUUAGGUAUGUUUUUGAAUUUUGGAACUACUGUAUGAGGUAUGAUGUACCUAAAACCUUUGUAGGUAUGGAAUACAUCUGUUUUGUAUGGUAGGUUUUGGAUACAUGGUUAUCCCGCAUGAAAUAUGUGUAUGUCCCACAGGAGAUACACAUAUUUCCCUUGGGAUAAACCCUGUAUCCAAAACCACCCAGUACAUAACCC
Owenia fusiformis is the source of this 4648-nucleotide messenger RNA. The record is from the annotation of a GenBank genome assembly. NCBI's taxonomy places the organism in Eukaryota, Metazoa, Annelida, Polychaeta, Sabellida, Oweniidae.